AUGAAAGAGUUCCUUGGCAAGCUCAAGAAGGCAUUAGAGCUUGGCUUCGACUUGCAGACUGUGAAGUUUCAGGAACAGUGGCAUUUUAUGAACGCCUUCGUUUUCGCUGGAAAUGUAGUGACGACCAUUGGUGAGUGAGAUCAUGGGCUACAACUUUGUUGGGAUAAAUGAUCUUCGUUAAGCGCGCAUUUUCACGCUCCCCCUAAAGUUGGCUUAAAACGUGCUAAGCGUUAAUCUGCCUUAGCAACAUACGGAGUGAGAGAGACGUAGAUUAUUCACCACAUAUCACUUGCAAUUUAGCCAAAAUCGGCGGUUAGUUAAGUACUGGGUUGUUUGAUUGCAUUGUUUACAAGAAGAAACGAAUAUUCGUCAAUUGGGAACAGCUACAAUUUUUAGGGAGUAGCGUCGGCAUCAUAUGGUCGAUUUCAUACUAUUCGGUCGAUUUUGGCUAUAACGCUGGGCAAGCAGCUGUGUGUUAUGGUUGUUUAAUAUUUAAAUUUUUGGGCUUUAAACGCGGCAAACAAAAAGCCUCUUCCAAAAAGCUUGUACGAACAUGGCAAAGAAAAAGUUUUAACUUGUUGUAGCUUUUAACUGUGGUCUCUUUUACACUAGCUAUUAGGGUUUUUAUUCACCUCACAAAAUGGAAUUGAAUAUGCCACAAUUGGUCGACUGCGCAUAAACAUCUCAAGAGAACUUAAGAACCAUCUUUUGUCUUCCAAUAUUUUAAUUUUUCACCCUCGUAUUCCAUUCUUUAAUAUUUGGCUACGACGCGGAACACGAGCUCAUAAGCCAGACCUUUUUAGUCUUCUCGGAUGUUCACAAUUUCCUCUCGGCGUAAUCGUGUAUAUGCAUGGUUAUAUCAUUACGCAUUACGCACUCGCGACUUGUAGUAAAAAAAACGUACGCUAAGAGAUAAAAAACGAAGAAACAAAUUACUAGACUAUUCAAAGGUCAAUCAUUGACAAGGAGACGGAAAAAUCUUGCUUGCGGCGGACUUUAUGAAAUAUUCCAGCCAUUUGCCUAAAAGGGGUUUAUUGUGCAUAUAUUUAGCUACGUGUAAAGUUUAUAUUUUUGAUGUCCUUGUUUUUAUUUGACCCGCCUGGCGCAACCUUGCCACAAGACGCGAUGUGGUAGUUUGCCACAACAAAGCCCUCAAAUGUUUUAGACAAACAAGAUAGGCCAGGGUUAAGUAUUUCUAGGCUGCCAUGCUAAUUUAUAAUAAUCAGCAAAUAAGAAAUUUGGCCACGAUAAGAAACCGUGUCUUAGUUCUAGCUAGCAGUUGUACUGGUAACGUGAAGUGUGCUCAGACAACUAAGUUUUUAUCAUGGUUGUAUUUGCGAAAAAAUUGCGAUGACAAAACACGAGCUUAUAGUUUGAACAAAUUAAUAACAGACUCGUCGGCUUUAAAAUGGACUUGUAUUUAACUUUACGUCGAUUCCAUACAAAUAUUUGAAGGAGCUUAACGCAGCUUUAUGACAUCUCGCGUGGUGAGUGAUCAUGGUAGAAAAGUCAACAGUCGCAUCUUCCAAUAAUAAAUUACUCGCGUUUUUGACAAAAAAGCCGGGCAAAAAAGGUUAUAAAAAUCCUUACGACAAAUUAGCAACAAUAAGGUGCCCACGGAUGGCUUGAGUAGAAAAUAUGAUUUGUCGUGCAGUAAACACUUGAUGUUCUAUUUCUUGGUAACGCUUGGUUUUGUAUGUGUUUCUUUCCGCAGGUUAUGGACAUAUUGUACCAGCUUCAUUCUGGGGCCCUUCUUUUUGUAUAUUUUACGCCUUGUUCGGAAUUCCUUUAACUGGAUUAACCCUUCGUUCUGUUGGAAACAGUAUCUCCGAGGAAAUUAGAAUUGCUGUAAAAAACUUCGAGAGGAGAGUAUACAACAGGGAAGCAGAGAAACUUGAAAUCAAGACUGCAAUCAUUGCUUUUAUUUUACUCAUAGCUAUUGUCGUCUUUCCAGCAAUUGGUUUUCACCGUUUAGAAGAAUGGACCUACUUUGAAGCCAUCUAUUUUUGCUUUGUAACUCUUACAACAAUAGGGUUUGGCGAUUUUGUGACCGGAAAUGUGAAAAAAGACUAUUCUAGUGGUGACAGCGCAAUUCCUGUAGUUUUAGAGUUCCUCAACUUAAUAUACAUGGUGGUGGGACUAGCGGUAAUGUCAGGUGUUAUAGUUUCAAUUAGCGGCGUUAUCGAAGAAAAAACGAAGAAUAUGGCUAUGCCAGAUCCGUUGGAAUCUCUAAAAGCAAUACAAUAUGCAAAUCUUAACUCUAAAGCUAUGCGAAAACUGGGCUAUAAAAUGGGUCCAUCCCCGUCCAGCGAUGAUGCUCGGCAGCGACAACAACAUCAGCGACCUCCGAAAACGAACUCAUCCACGCCUUGUGCAAUAGACCCAAGCUCUAAUCGAGAUCGCAGCCAGUCUGCGGAUAAAAUGGAUUUUCAAGGGCCGACGCCUAUACUACACUUGAAUAAAAAUAGCACCCUUUGUGAUCGUACGAAUAGCGCAAACGAAUUGACAGAAGGUUCUAACAAGCCUAAAUUAAUGUUCAACAACAAAGUCGUACCCAUGGUGUCGGACAGCGCCUGUGAUUUACCCGACAAAGAAGAGCGGAGACACUCUAGAAUGUCCUCGUUCGACAACAAGAGCGAUAGUCACGAUGAAAUAGAACGUGAACUUGCGCCGAGUAAUAGUAACACCCGAAGAAACACAUUAACAGAGAAGACAGGAAGCAGAAACGAGCUGGUAGGUACUGCACAAGUUUUACUUAGUUAAUAAUUUAAGAUUAAUAGGACUCGAUGGAUUCGCCGCUAAAUUUUUAUCAAAAAAAAAGUCCGUUUGAAGGUAAUGUGUUAACACAUGUUAUUCUUAACCUAAGGCUACUGUAAGGUCUCAAAGUUCUGGCUUGGAUUUUCCUAUCUGCUUUGAGUUAUUGCUAAGGGAAACACGCCUAUUGAAUUUGAAAAAGCCACAGUUUUUUUAAGUCGAUUAGGAUUAACUAAUGGAGUUCUAAAGACAAGCUUUAAUGACUUGCAUGUGUUUUUUGCUCCGAAUACGACGAAGAUCUGUUGUUAUUAAAAAGGAGAAGUUUGAACUUGUUUCUUUGCGCGUUAUGACAUUCUUAAAAUUAAAAAAUAUGUAUAAUGUAUUCUUUUAAUUUUCGAAUGAACUGGAAGCUUUUUGAUAUUGCCCAUGCAUGUCAAAAAUAAGCUUUACGAGAAUUUUAUACUCAACUAAGGUUGGGACAACACUCACAAUCUAACAGAAAAUGUAGUAAUUUUUUUCUUUUUGUGAAAUCUCACAUCUAGUGUUGUGGUAAAAUAUUAUUUUAUGCCGAUAAGUGUGGUUCCAUCGAAAACAAAGACGCUGCAGAAUUAAACAUAAGCAUGUCAGUUUUUCAAUAGGAGCACCUGCAAGCCAGUGUAUUUAAGUCAGAAAUGCUUAGAAAUUACAAUAAGCUGAUCUCGCAUCAAUAUUCAGUGCGUCGCUUAAGUUCUCUACUAAAUAAUUCUUGAUAACAAUAGUCCACCUUUUCCCAUAAUCUUGAAGUUUAUUUAUUGUUAUUUUUUAAUGAUGGUUUUCGCUGUAUCUGCGAAACUGCCGUUGCAUUGGUUGGAGAAAAACGAAGAACUUGCGCUGGCCGAAGCGAAAACUUGUAUGCUAAAUACGUAGGUCAUCUUUUUUUUAAGGAACUGAUAAUCGCAUACUGGGCUUUUGAGUUGGACAGCCCGUAAAUUUUAAAAUAAUUACGCUGAACGUUACAUGUAUUUCAUGGAAAAGUUAAAUGGCCGUCAUUUGUUUAAUGCGCGUGUAUGUUAGAGGCCAAGGACUGGUCUGAUAUAGAGUUUCACAUUUGCGACUCGGUCACGUAUAUUUUUAGAGAUUUUCCCGAGUGGUUAUUUUAAUUUAUGACGUUUUCUUUUCUCAGCUGUUGUCUUGAUGGUCUUCACGCAUGCACAAUAAUAACCUGCGACCAGCAAUACAUCCAAUCUCGUUUCAAGGGCCGCGAUCAUUUUGGUCAGCGACGAGGAUCACUGACCAAAAGAUCACAGCCUCUGGGAACGAGAUUGCAGUACAGAAAAUCCCUAAAUAACAAUGACUGAGGUUAUGUGCCCCGAGACUGAGCAGCCCCCAAACCCUUGUUUUCACUAAAACCGCUAAACUACAUUACAUCAGGGGUAAACCUGCGUUCUGCGCAUGACUGGCCUGGUGAGACCUAGUAUUAAGAUGGGGUUUGGCGUUUGCGAAAAAUUUGAAAAUUUUGUCAUCGCCAUUUUUUCGUUUUUGCAACCUUGUUCGCAUCUGAGAGGCGCGAAAUUUUUUGUUGAUGUUUUUGACAAAACACACUCAGAGUGGGGUGAAAUAUUAUCUGCUCUAUCCAUAGGCUUUAACAGCGACGACAAGUGCGUUUUUAAAAUUGAAUUAAAAGAAGUAAAUCUUUGGUGCCCGUUUUUCCAAAGUGUGUCAAUCGGGCCCGAAAACCAAUACAAUAGAACCGACUUAGUCAACGAAACAAGAUAUUUUGCUUAGAAGGCUUCAACCCGCACUACCGAGAGGUUAAUUAGACUUAUCGUAAAAUUGUUCCCCAAUCUGUUCAAAUGCAGCAAUUUCUUAGGGGUCAAUUUCUCGAAAGGCCUGGUACAUUUUCGGGCCCGAAGGUAAAUUUAAGUCAAAACCUGUUGAAUGUUUCUAACCAUAAUUUUUUGCUCCAUGGGUUAUAGGUGGUUCAAGUACAAAUCACCCCUCUUCCAACACCUCGCGCUUCACCAGCGACCUCCCCUGUUCCAACAGAACACGAACAUUUAAAUCCAAGGGAAGAACCUUCACUGGAGGUUGAAGAACAAAAACUACCUUUCAAUAGCAGCUUUGAACCAACAAAUGAAGAACACACUCUGCAAAAUGAACUUCCACCCGUUGAAGUGAUCGACAAGGGCGCUGUGACUUUAAAUGGUUUUUGCCGGUCAUUCUAA
Messenger RNA from Porites lobata, 4958 nucleotides. The record is from the annotation of a GenBank genome assembly. NCBI's taxonomy places the organism in Eukaryota, Metazoa, Cnidaria, Anthozoa, Scleractinia, Poritidae.